Messenger RNA from Gilbertella persicaria, 749 nucleotides. RefSeq lists its product as uncharacterized. The transcript has a single exon. NCBI's taxonomy places the organism in Eukaryota, Fungi, Mucoromycota, Mucoromycetes, Mucorales, Choanephoraceae. Bases 78 to 257 code for a protein of 59 amino acids. The record is from RefSeq and is a predicted model, not a curated record.
CUUUUAAUUGGAUAUGUUAUGAAGCUGAAUUUUUUUUAUUUCUGAGAUUUGUAGCAAGCAUGAACUUCGUAUAAGGAAUGAUAACACUAAUUUUUUUUAAGUUCAUGUCUUGCACAAGUUGCGUAUAUCGGCAACACUUGCUUGCAAAAGUAAUGGAGCUCUUCCGUCAAACUCCGCAAAAUAGUACUAAAAAUCAUUCCACCUCUGUGUUACGAUCUUAUCGAGAAAACAAAUUCACUCUGGACACUUACAAAUGACGUUAUCUUCCAGAUUCUUAAAACGGCAACUGACAUGUAGCAAAUGCAUUUUGUAUCAAAACAUAUACUCAUAACAUACAAAAAAGUAUGGAUCAAGGAGAGUCACAAUCUAUGUGUAAUACUGCGUAUCUUUUUGAUAGAUCAAUAAUAAACUGGUAAAGGCAUAUCUCAUUUACUUAUUAAAUUAACAACCGCAUCAAGACAAGACGUUGUUACCAGCUAGUUGGAAUACAUCAGACGGUUACCACAAGAAAUUAUGAACUGGAAAGGAAAGAAGUUUGGGAUGAAAUGCUCUUUAAAAAAAAAGAAUCAACUAUAAAUCAGGAACAUCUGUUUACCUAAAAGAGAGAACAAUUAAAGGCUUAAAAAAGCUUUUGUGUUCAAUCCUUCGUAAAAUUAGACAAAAUAAGAAAAACGCUCAAUCGAUUACGCUAAGCUCAAUUAAUGAAAAGCCGGUUUUUGUGUAAUACUACAAUGUAACCAUAGCCUGAU